This is a messenger RNA of Seriola dumerili (greater amberjack), 2682 nucleotides long. RefSeq names its product TATA-box binding protein (gene tbp). Gene Ontology annotation, biological process: DNA-templated transcription initiation. Bases 272 to 1204 code for a protein of 310 amino acids. The record is from RefSeq and is a predicted model, not a curated record. Lineage: Eukaryota; Metazoa; Chordata; Actinopteri; Carangiformes; Carangidae. Gene Ontology annotation, molecular function: DNA binding; RNA polymerase II general transcription initiation factor activity. The transcript has 9 exons.
CGCUCGUGAGUGCCGAAGAAGAGAACCGAAGAUGACACGAACCCGAGGCUGAAUUAAAUCUUUUUCUGUGCUGGUUUUAACUACGAGAGGGUGACUGCACGACAUAGCUUUCAGAGAAGAAGACACAACAAAGAGUGUCCCUGCAGUCCACUACACCGUGGUUUCUGUUUUUAUUCAGCGCAGCUUUGAGGCACCUGCUGUGUAAAGUUAUCUCAGCCUGUGUUGCCGCCUGCUCUUGGGUGGCAGUGAACCAACGUGAGGCGCUGAAGAGAUGGAUCAGAACAACAGUAUACCAGCCUUCCAGGGGCUGGCCUCCCCUCAGGGUGCCAUGACCCCAGGCAUGCCAAUUUUCAGUCCCAUGAUGCCAUAUGGUUCUGGCCUGACACCCCAGCCUGUCCAGAAUACCAACAGUCUGUCUAUACUGGAGGAACAACAGAGGCAACAACAACAGCAGCAGCAGCAGCAGCAGCAGCAGCAACAACAGGCGCAGCAGGCCAACACAGGCCUUCCAGGUACAUCGGGGCAGACCCCUCAGCUUUUCCAUUCCCAGACAGUAGCAGGCUCCACCACCACAGCGCUACCAGGGAACACCCCGCUUUACAACACCCCGCUGACUCCCAUGACCCCUAUCACACCGGCGACACCAGCCUCGGAGAGCUCUGGAAUAGUACCACAGCUACAAAAUAUUGUAUCUACUGUAAAUCUGGGCUGUAAACUGGACUUGAAGACCAUUGCCCUGAGAGCCAGGAAUGCAGAGUACAACCCAAAGCGUUUUGCUGCUGUCAUCAUGAGAAUACGAGAACCCAGAACCACUGCCCUCAUCUUCAGCUCUGGGAAGAUGGUCUGCACUGGAGCCAAGAGUGAGGAGCAGUCGAGGUUAGCAGCCAGAAAAUAUGCUCGUGUGGUGCAGAAGCUCGGUUUUCCUGCCAAGUUCCUGGACUUCAAGAUUCAGAACAUGGUGGGAAGCUGCGAUGUGAAGUUCCCCAUCCGGCUGGAGGGUUUAGUCCUCACACAUCAACAGUUUAGCAGUUAUGAGCCGGAGCUGUUUCCAGGGUUAAUUUACAGAAUGAUCAAACCCAGAAUCGUCCUGCUCAUCUUUGUUUCUGGGAAAGUUGUACUCACAGGUGCCAAGGUGAGAGCAGAGAUUUAUGAAGCGUUCGAAAACAUCUACCCCAUCUUGAAAGGCUUCCGCAAGACAACGUAGGACCUGUGGUUCCUUCCUUUACUAUCUCCCCAACCCUGUCUCUUUUUACUCGAACUUUUUUUUAUUUCCAUGGAAGUAUCAUCUAUAUGUUGACCUCUACAAGUGGACUGCUCUAAGGGCUUGUUGUACAGGGAUGUAAAUAAGUCGCUUUUUACUUUUCAUCCCUCUGGUGAUUCAGAUUUUUUGGAGAAACAAACUUUUUAAAGGUCUUUUUUCUGUGUUCUGAUCACACAUGAUGGUAUAUUUAAAACUCAAUCCUUUCUAUUUGUUUUUUCAGGUGCUUUAGUUUAUGCCCCAUUUUUCAGAAUUUUUUGUUGCCCUAUCACAUCCCUGAUUGUACAUAAGACUGUAAGAAAAUGUAAAAAGUUGCUGACUGAAAGAGAGGCGGGCUCACUGAGACUAUUGCUGAUUUUAUUUUACGCAGUUUUAAAUAGUUUUGUACAUUGUAUUUUUAGUAAUUGUCAGCUUGGUCUCACAGUUAUAUGAACGUGUUUGGGUCUGUCAGCCCCACAUUCCUAUUACAGUAUUAUAAGAAUAUAGUUUCUCAAGUCUGCUUUUUGAGAGUUUUAUCAUUGUACCAUGUACAUUAAAAAUCAGUUUAUUCAGCAUAGUCCUAUUUUCAGAAAUGCUGGAAGUAGAUUUAACCUAAAAUUACAAAUUUCAAUGUGAGGCAUGGUAUGGUCCAGUCUGUUAAGUCUGCAGUUACAAGUUGGAUGCUCUUAAAUUUUGAAUUGAAAGAAGUUAAACUAAACUGAUCCAAAUCCUCCUGCUGAAGUUGUCAGCUAGUUGUUUGUUGGUUCUUCAAGGUUGGUAUCACUUGGUUUUGGUUUCUGAUACAUUUGUACUUAAUUCUCUGGAGUCAGUCUAAAAAUAGUUUUCUGUAGAAACAGUUUACAUGUCGUAAACAAGAAGUCUUUUAAUGGUUAAUCAUAUUAUAUAUAUUUCAACUGUAAUUAAAUGAGUCCAGCCUUUAAGGGAACAAUGCUCUAUAACUUCUUGAGCUAACUGGACGCCUUGACUGCAAGAGCAAUCAGGAUCAGACAAUUAGACAAAUUCCUCCAGAGCUAAAAUAGAAAGACAUGAUACAGUCUUAGGUAAAAGUGGCCAACUACUUUAUCUUGAAUUCACAUUCAUUAGCACUAAAAGACAGUGUGAUGGCAGAUAAACUAUGCAUCAUGUUGCCAUGUUUAUGUAUUGUCCUUAAGUUUUUUUUUAAUGUACUUUUUGGCCAUUCAAAACUAUAUUUAAAUGUUUUUCUUUGAGGAAUUAUUUUUGAAUGUAUGCAAAUCGGUUGAAUCUGGCUGGAUCAUCCUCGCUGAUUGCUCAGCAACAUACUUGGCCAAAUGUCUACAUUUAGAUGAGUUUAAAUUUUGGGCACUUGGUGUGUUUGUGUGGCACACAGGCGAUUUCAACUAGACACAUCCUUGAAUGUAAAAGUUAAGCAAUUAAUCAAUUAAAAUUUUUGGAUUCACAGUGCA